Messenger RNA from Saccostrea cuccullata (small rock oyster), 2124 nucleotides. RefSeq lists its product as uncharacterized. Gene Ontology annotation, molecular function: nucleic acid binding; zinc ion binding. The transcript has 5 exons. NCBI's taxonomy places the organism in Eukaryota, Metazoa, Mollusca, Bivalvia, Ostreida, Ostreidae. The record is from RefSeq and is a predicted model, not a curated record. The coding region runs from base 1 to 2124 and encodes 707 amino acids.
AUGCGCGAAACUGAAAGUCAGGGACAAGCACGAGCUCAAGCUUCCGAGUCUGGAGAUUUAAAAGCGCUGAUGCAGAAAAUGCAGAAUAAAAUAGAUAAUCUGGAGAGGCAGAUUAAGGCAAAUGCAAGAUUCAGCAGAGAUUCUUUUCAGAAGGAAGGCAAGCGGAACAGGGUAAAAUGUUACUACUGCUCAGAGGAAGGACACAUUCGGAAGAAUUGCCCAAAGUUGAAGAACAAAGCUCAAGACAAAGAAAAGGAUAUGCGGCGACAUGAAUCAAAGUCAGAUGGCGGAAGCGCAUUUCAAGUGCGCAGUAGACGUAAAAGAAAGAGAAAAUGUAAAAGCAAUGGCAAUGUUGGCGCAAACAAUUUGUGCGAGGAAGCAGGUAUCUUCAUUCAGGGAAAUGAGGAAAAACCUGUGCACAAGGAGAACGCACAACGAAUAUUCAAUGCUAGUGGUUCUGUUCUGUCCCAGUAUGGUAAAGCAACAUUUUCUCUCAAGAUUGGUGAGUCAGAUAGAUUUAUUGAUGCAGUUGUUGCAGAUAUUUCUGUGGACGGAAUUAUUGGACUUGAUUUUCUCAAGAAAUACAAUGGGCUGAAAGAUCUUCAAGAGAGUUUGCUGCGAUUGAAUUAUGAGACAUGCCCAUUUUCCUGGGAAGGCACACUAGGUUGUUACAGAGUCACUGCAGCCAGUGAUAUUUGCAUACCACCGAGGAGUGAAAUAAUUAUUUCUGCCAAUGUUACGGGAAAUAAUAACUAUGGAGGAGCGGAUUACUUAGUGGAACCAGAACGAAAAUUUAUUGAGAAAGGGCGUGCGCUAACCAGUGUGGUGCGCCACAAGAUAAACAUGGAGCAGGCUAAACAACCUAUCAAGCAAGGUCCUAGGCGAAUUCCGAUUCAUCUAACUUAUGAGGUAGAUGCACAGGUUAAGGAAAUGCUCGAGAAGGAUGUAAUAGAACCUUCAACCUGGGCAUCGCCAGUAGUUCUUGUACGCAAGAAAGACGGCACAAUGCGCUUUUGUGUAGACUACCGUCGAUUAAAUGAGGUGACCACAAAGGACGCUUAUCCUCUUCCAAAAAUUGAUGAGGCUUUUGACCACUUAUCAGGACACAAGAUGUUUUCUACGCUUGAUCUGAACAGUAGUUACUGGCAGAGAUUGCAUCAGGCUGGCUUAAAGUUAAAGGCCAAGAAAUGCAAUUUUUUUGCUAGCAAGGUAUCCUAUCUGGGACACAUCAUUUCCAAAGACAGAAUUGCAACCGACCCAGAGAAAGUGAAAGCAGUAGCUGAGUGGCCAAUUCCAAAUACUGUGACAGAGUUAAGAUCUUUCCUAGGUCUUUGUAGUUAUUACCGGCGCUUUAUAAAGAAUUUUGCAUCAGUUGCCAAACCAUUGCAUCGACUCACAGAAAAGGGAAGGAAGUUUCUGUGGGCAUAUGCUAGCCGUACAUUGUCCAAGUCAGAGAGGAAAUAUUGUGUGACCCGGAAAGAACUUUUGGCCAUUGUCCAUUUUAUUAAGCAUUACCGCCACUACCUUUAUGGUAAACAGUUUCUUAUUAGAACGGACCAUGGGUCUUUGAGAUGGCUUUUAAGAUUCAAAAACCCAGAGGGUCAGUUGGCAAGGUGGUUGGAAGUGAUCAGUACCUAUGAUAUGAAAAUAGAACACAGACCCGGUAAAAAGCAUGGUUAUGCGGACGCGCUGAGCAGAAUAACUUGCGCUCAGUGUGGGUUUGAUGCUUCAUCAUUGGAAAAUGCUGAGUAUGAUAUGAAAGUUGAACCAGCUGUACGAACUUUACAGUCAUCGGAUAUAAAAAGUGAAGAGAUGGAUUAUAGUCUGCAAGAGGCUCAGGAGCAGUGUAGAGACAUUAAGCUUGUAAAAACAUGGGUCGAGAAAGGUAAGCGACCAAGUUUCAGCGAUAUGUCUAUGCAUGGCUACGUAGUGAAGUCUUUGUGGAAUCAGUUUUCUAGACUUGCAAUAGAGAAUGGAUUGCUCAUGCGCAAGUGGACUCUGCUUCGUCCCAACAAAGAAGUUCAUCAAGCUAUCAUACCAGACCAAGAGCGCAGACGCGUCUUGGAAAUGUGUCAUGAUAACCAGACGUCAGGACACUUGGGGGUGAACAAAACGAUAGCUUAG